Messenger RNA from Oncorhynchus mykiss (rainbow trout), 850 nucleotides. NCBI's taxonomy places the organism in Eukaryota, Metazoa, Chordata, Actinopteri, Salmoniformes, Salmonidae. The record is from RefSeq and is a predicted model, not a curated record.
UGUUAUCCAUCUCAGUCACACCAAACUCAGUGCUCCUGAUGCCUGGCCGUCGCUAUGGGAACGCACUGACUGGCAAAGCAAACUUUGGACAACGUUGGUUACUCUGACUGACCUGUUAGCUACAGUAGCUAGAUACUUUUACCCCAAAACAAUGAAAUACCUAACGUAGAGAAAUACAUUUCGUUUCCUGGACAAAAUGACUUGGAGAAAUAUCGACCCUUUGUCACUUGAUGAGACCAUUGAUGAAGGGAAAGAGGAGAAGGAUGUGGAGAAGAGAAGAGCCUCGGUGUGGGAACAUCAGGAGCUAGCCCAGAUUCCUAUCAAGGUGCUGAGGGGUCACACAGAUGCUGUCACCGGCUGCCACUUCUGCUUUGACGACACCAAAGUCCUGACCAGUUCCCACGACAAGACGGCCACUCUGUGGGACACGGAGAGUGGCGCCGCGCUGUUGGUGUUUGAGAGAGGACAUCUGUCCAACAUCUCUGAGUGUGCCUUGAUCCCUGACAAGAAGAGGCUGAUUACUGCGUCAUGGGACAAGACCCUAAAUGCAUGGGACCUAGAGACUGGCAAGAUCAUUUGGACUGCACCUCAGGCUGGUCUCCUGACCUCAUGUAGCGUCUCAGAGGAUGGGAAGUACGUAGUCUCCUCCUCUGACCUGGAGAAUGCAAUCUGCCUGACCUCAGCUGAUACAGGGGAGAGGCUCUUCCACAUCAAAGAUCACCACAAGUCUACGAUCACGCGGUGCCGGUUUGAUCCUCAGAGUCAGCACGUAGCCAGUGUCUCUGAAGACAGAACCAUCAAACUGUGGGACCUGGUCUCCACCCAAACAACCCUCUCCAUCAACAGGUGA